AGCUUCAAGACAAUAAGGAGUAUUUUGUGAUGCAUGAUCUCUUGCAUGACUUGGCAAUAUUCCUUGCUGGAGAUUUCUAUUGUAGAAUAGAAGCACUUGGUGAACAUGAAGAAAAGAAGGUUCUCACUCGCCAUUUCUCAUAUUUCCCACCUGAAAGGUUACAUCGUCCAAUCUCAAAAGUCUUCAACUCCAAUGCAAAGUUGGAAUCUUUCAGGACAUCGUUGUAUAUCGAUGAUUUGUUCAGCAUGGAAAGUGUAGCAUCUAAGUUUAUAUGCUUGAGAGUUUUAUCCUUUCAUAAACUUGAUGUAUUACCUGAUUCAAUAGGUGAAUUGAUUCAUCUACGGUAUUUGAAUCUCUCUUCGACUGACAUUAACAGGUUGCCAGAAUCAUUGUGCAACUUGUAUAAUCUGCAAACAUUAAUAUUGUACAGAUGUACUGAGUUGACCAUGUUGCCCGUUAACAUGCACAAUCUUGUGAAUUUACGGCACCUUGAUCUUAGGAAAACUUCUUUGGAAGAAAUGCCUGGAGGAAUAAGCAAAAUGAAACACUUGCAUACCUUAAGUUCGUUUGUGGUGGGCAAGCAUGAAGAUAAUGGAAUCAAGGAAUUAGGAGGGCUCUCAAAUCUUCACGGAUCACUUGAGCUUAAGAAGUUGGAGAAUAUUGUGGACGUGAAAGAAGCAGAGAAUGCAAGGAUGACAAACAAGAAUCUCAUCAACGAAUUAUACUUGGAGUGGUCUUCAGGUGAUGAUAUGGUUCCGAACACAAAAGCCGAAAGAGAUAUACUUGACAGCUUGCAACCUCACAACAGCUUGAAAGAGUUGAGAAUCAAGGGAUACAAGGGUACAAUAUUUCCAGAUUGGUUGGGACACUGUUCUUACAACAAUAUGACAAGUGUAUCUCUAGAGUCUUGCAACAAUUGCUGCAUGCUACCUUCACUUGGACAGUUGCCAUAUCUUAAGGCCCUGCGCAUUCAAGGUUUUGAUCAGCUGAAGUGUGUUGGCAUGGAGUUUUACAAGGGUAUUGGUGACCCUUCUUUGCAUAUUGCUCCUCCUUUUCCCUUGUUGGAGAGUUUGGAAUUUGAUAACAUGCCAUGUUGGGAGGAGUGGCACUUACCUGACUCAAAAGCUUUUCCUCAGCUUAAGAGUCUUCAAAUAAUAGAUUGUCCAAUGUUAAAGGGAGAUACGCUUCAUCGGGUAUUGAUGAGAAUUGUUUCUUCUUCAUCGGAUGCUUUGAAAGUUCGCAAGCUAGUUAUCCAAUCUGAAGCAGCAGGGUUUGCAGAUAUGUCACUUAAUGGGGAUAGAUUAUCAAUUAGGGGAAGUGAAUCUGUGGUGGAGUCUGCAUUUAACGAAAUGAUCAGCAUUAAGCAUCUACCCUCCCUCCAAGAAGUAGAAAUUAUCGGGUGUUCGUUUGCUGUGUCCUGGCCGAACAAUUGUUUACUACCCAAAUCUUUGCAAAAGCUCACAAUCACGGACUGCAGCAAAGUGGAAUUCCCGCAGCACAAGUACGAUUUGGUAGAGCUACUAAUACACAGCUGUCAUUCACUGACCUCCUUGUCGUUGGAUGUCUUUCCCAAUCUCAAGAAUCUCGAUAUAACAGUGUGUUCAAAUCUGGAAUCAGUGUCAAUGUCAGAGGCACCACACGCUGCUCUUCAACGUCUCUCCAUUAGAUUCUGCGACAAAUUAGUGUCAUUAGCAGGAGAAGGACUGGCUGCACCCAACUUGACUCAUCUCAAGAUAAUAGGGUGCUCAAAGUUGGAGGCAUUACCACGUGACAUGAAGAGUAUACUCCCAAGUCUACAGUCUCUCAACAUACAAAGCUGCCCAAAUAUUUGCAGGUUGCCAGAGGGUGGUUUGCCGCCUAACUUGAAAUCACUUGUAGUGCGAAUUUGCGAGCAACAAACAAGGGAUCUAUCAUGGAUGGCCAACUUGGACGCCCUCACUCAUCUUGCCAUUGAUGGUUAUAACUGUAAGAACAUAAAGUCAUACCCAGAGGUGGGUUCGCUGCCUCACCUUCCUUCCCUUACCACUCUUUAUAUAUGGUGGUUCGAUAAUCUGGAGACAUUGGAGUGCAACGAGCUUCUCCGCCUCACCUCCCUUCAACAAUUAAGCAUUUCAUUCUGCCAGAAGCUGGAGAAUAUGGAAGGAGAAAAGCUGCCUCCCUCUCUCUUGCUACUCCAAAUUGAAGGGUGUCGUUUGCUGGGAGGAUUAUGCAAGAAUAAGCAUCAACAAAUUUGGUCCAAAAUUUCCCACAUCCCCAACAUUAAAUUUUCUGAAUAGAGAUUUCUGAGCAGGUUCUGGUCAUUUUCCUCUGUGUGAGGCCCAAGCCAAAACUUUCUGAAGUGUCUCUACAUUCCCGUUAGUGUAUGAACCUAAUCAGAUUUGGAUUAACUUGAGUGGACACAACCAAUUGAGCAAAGAGAA
Messenger RNA from Arachis ipaensis, 2420 nucleotides. NCBI's taxonomy places the organism in Eukaryota, Viridiplantae, Streptophyta, Magnoliopsida, Fabales, Fabaceae. The record is from RefSeq and is a predicted model, not a curated record.